AUGAAAAACGGAUGACCUAGAGUCGGGUUUGUGAGGGCGUGCAGGACAAAGAAGCAGGAAGAGAAUGAACCCAGAGACGAAGCUGAACGCCAUAAGAUCAGGGAUUGUGGUGAUCGGCGCAUUAGCUUUUGGCUAUCUAACUCUAGAGAUUGGUUUCAAGCCCUUUCUCCAUAAAGCUCAACAGCACCAACAACAAGAAGCAGCUGUCCGAACAGAAAAUACCCUAACCCAUCAUGACCCCCAGUAAUUUCCAGUUUAACAGAAGAUUUUUGUGAUAGAUUGAUAGUUGUGAGAAUAGACGAGAUGAUGAAGAAGAAAAUUGGUGGGAGCUUUGGGAUCGAAGGCGAAGAAUGGCUGUGGCACAAGUUCUUUGUCAUGUUGUACAUGCCAUCUGUAUGCUCCGUGUAUAUUACCACACACAUUUUGAUGAGUCUGCAACAUCACCGAGGGACAGAAAGCGAAAGGCUCGAACAUGGGAAAGGAAAUUUAAGAGCAUCAAGGAAGCUAUUAAUGAUGUUGCAGAGGCAAUCAGGGAGGGCAAUGCUAUUGUUGAGAGGGCUAGACAACAUGUUCACUCUGAGAGGGAAGUUUAUGCAGAACUUGUGAAGAUAGGAGUUGAGAGGCACUUAAGGUACACGGCCUACAGUUUCCUUACUCAAGAUCCUUCAAGGGUAAGAGCGUUCUUUGGUUGCCCAGUUAAUGAACGGAAGGAUUUUUUGCUACAGAUGCUGUAUGGACCUUAGGAUCGGUAAUGGAUUCACAAGUUAUUUGAUAUUGCUCAAUAGGAAGUUCUUUUUGUACUCAGAUCUUUUUAGGCAUUUAUUUCCUUUGUUCACGCUAAGCUUCAUGUUCUUCCUCCCCCACUCUUUUUGCCAUUUGGUCGACAGCAGAACUUAUGUUUUGCCAUUGGACGACUUAACUGAUACUUGAAGCUUAUCUUUAAGUUUAUGAUUGUUCCUUUCUUGUUU
Messenger RNA from Manihot esculenta (cassava), 968 nucleotides. RefSeq lists its product as uncharacterized. Lineage: Eukaryota; Viridiplantae; Streptophyta; Magnoliopsida; Malpighiales; Euphorbiaceae. The transcript has 2 exons. The record is from RefSeq and is a predicted model, not a curated record. The coding region runs from base 351 to 743 and encodes 130 amino acids.